CGAUUAUUUUUGUUCGAUCGAGGGCGGACUUACUAUUUUUCUGUAUAAAUUUUUUUUCGUGUAGCAUAGCGAUAUGUACACUGAUAAUAAAACAGCCGUUUUAACAGAAUUGGCACCAUUAAUCAUGCCAUUACACAACUCUACAGCAGUUCUGGCAAGAUUUAGUUUAAUGACAUUAGUUAAAAUAGCUGUGUUUUAUUUUGGGUGUAUACGCAAUUUUUGCGUAAUUCAUAUGAUUUAUGUGUUAGCUUAAUCAAUACUAUAAGUCUAUAAUUUUUCCUUAUCAUCGAAAUAGUAACACAGCUCAAUAUUACAAAAUCGUUUGCACGUUUUUAGUAACAGCGGAUCCUCAUUAUAAGUUUGCACAACAUUGAAAUCUUAUCUUUUAUUGAACCAACUUGCUUUCACUUCAAUUCUCGUAUAGAAAUCAGAUGAGACAAACCGUCAUAAACUACACAUAAAUCAUGCAAAUACGAAUAUUAAAAGUCUGCUUAUUUUCAUCUCUAUCGGUGGAACAUUAAACACCAAUGACGGAGUAUCAGAAGAAACGCCUAUACACUAUCACCUCGCAACGAUUAUCGUUCGAACAUUCGAUGUAUCAGAGUUCGAGCUUUGACCACACGUCAGAAUCGUUGAUGGGAGUUCGAUAAAGAAGCAGCCAGUCGAUUGUUUAUGCCUUGGCCGCAUACUACCUAUCCAAGAUGGAAAAUUUACGCAUCUCCUGCGUCUCAGCUCGUGGGUGGGGUAAACGAUGCUUAUCACCGCAAGAGAGGGACUAUACUUUUGAUGCGACUAUGUAUGACAUAGACGAGCCCUCGACGCUCCAAGCUCAGUUUCAGUUUGCUACUCGUCGUGAGAGUUCGCUAACAAGAUGGUCGCCCAGGAGUUCAUCGACGAGUGGUUCGCCAAACAACAGACUCGGAUGUUCAGCAUUAAAGACAACAUGGUCGUCGGCAAUGAACCAACUCGAGGUCCCGAGACCGACAGUAUAGCCAAGAUUGUCUUGGAUGCCUUUGACAAAGAUCCGGACUUUGUUUUUCAAAUCGAUGCGAAGACGGGAGAGAAGCUCACAUUCGCCGAGAUGAAGGAUAAGAGCGUUCGGUGCGCGUUGUGGUUGAAGAAACAAGGUAUCGGCAAGGAUGACGUCGUCGUGAUCGCCACCCCCAUUCAGAAUGACGAUUACGUGCCGUUCUUGGCAACCGUUUUCGUCAAUGCCAUCUACAACCCGUGGUAUCACGAACUGACACCUGCGAUAGCAAAGUACUUCUUCGAGCUUUUAAACCCGAAGGUAAUGUUCGUCUGCGAGUCAGCUAUAGACAUGCUAUCCGGAGUAGCUAGAGAGGUGGGCAGCAGCUGCAAGUUCGUGGUCUACGGCAGACACGCGAGAUUCCCGUCGUUGAGUGAUCUGCUGGCGCAGCAGAGCCAAGCGGAGAUCGAGGCUUUCCAGCACGUCGAGCCCGUGGACGCCAAAAAGCAGGUCGGCGUCAUUUACUUCUCGUCGGGCACGACUGGCGUUCAGAAAGGUACUAUGUUGUCGUGCGAUACCAUGGUCAACAGUCGCAUCGAAUACUCCUUGAUUCGUAAAGGCGCGAAUGCACUAUGGUAUUCAAAUCAGUCUUGGAUCACCGGAAGUAACUUUAUCUUGGCUUGUAUUCGCCUGAACUGUACAAGGAUUUUGCAUGCAAACUUUGAUCCCGAAGAGACCAGCAAAGUCGUUGAGAAGUGUAAGGUGAAUUGGAUGUUUGUUACUCCUAGUAUGUUGGCAGAAAUGGUUAAUGCAAAAGUAUUCAGUCGAUACGAUUAUUCGUCGGUUGAAGUUCUGAUGACGGGUGGUUCGAAAGCCAGUAAGACGGUGCUCGAGGAAACUCAUAAAGCUCUACCUAAAGCUAUCGUAUCCAACGGUUUCGGUAUGACUGAGCUAGGGGGAUUGGCUAUUAGACAAACCAGAGACUAUAAAACGGUUGAGUCCAUUGGUCAUCUUGUCGAAGGCAUCACCAUGAAGGUCGUGGACUUGAGUACAGGGAAAAAACUUGGACCUAAUCAGUCUGGUGAGCUCUGUUUCAAAUUGGCCCACUCGAUGCUCGGCUAUUGGAAAAAUCCGACAGCGACUAAGGAAAUGAUAGACGAUGAAGGUUGGGUGCAUACUGGAGACCAAGGCCACUAUGACGAAGACGGCGAGAUCUUCAUCACCGAUCGAAUCAAGCAGGUCAUAAUAAUGCAGAAUCAUCACAUUUCGCCGUCGCAAAUCGAGGAAAUCUUAAUGCAGCAUCCGGAAGUCGUGGAUGUCAUGGUAGUACACGUGCCACAUCCUAUUGACGUCGAACGUCCGUUCGCUUUCGUGAAAAGAGUUCCCGGAGCUAAGGUAACAGCCAAAGAACUGAAAGAUCUGCCGGCCAGUUACAACGAGUACUUCCGUCUGUCUGGUGGCGUGGUAUUCGUGGAUGAAUUUUUGUUUACGGCCACGGGGAAGAAAAACAUGAAGGCAAUGAAGGAAAUGGCUAAAACAUACGCCUGCUGAUCAUCUCUAAAUUUUUAACUGACUCUUCUGGACCUGAUAAUGAAUGUGAUAUAAGUUAAUAGCUUAUGGUAGUGUAACGUUACAUUGUUUUUAUAUAAGUAUUAUUUAAUCAUAUUUAGAUGUAAUUCGUUAAGAUUAAUGAUGAUGAUAUUCUCAGCGUUUUUAAUUAAAAAUGCAUCUUAUUAUCGCAGUAUGACUUAUAAAUCAAUCAAUAAAACUCUCAAUUCA
Molecule: messenger RNA, 2746 nt
Organism: Nasonia vitripennis (jewel wasp)
Lineage: Eukaryota; Metazoa; Arthropoda; Insecta; Hymenoptera; Pteromalidae
Product: luciferin 4-monooxygenase-like
Exons: 8
Coding region: 872-2518 (548 amino acids)
Biological process (GO): long-chain fatty acid metabolic process; fatty-acyl-CoA biosynthetic process
Molecular function (GO): long-chain fatty acid-CoA ligase activity
Source: RefSeq, a predicted model, not a curated record